This is a messenger RNA of Truncatella angustata, 342 nucleotides long. RefSeq lists its product as uncharacterized. The coding region runs from base 1 to 342 and encodes 113 amino acids. The transcript is spliced from 2 exons. NCBI's taxonomy places the organism in Eukaryota, Fungi, Ascomycota, Sordariomycetes, Amphisphaeriales, Sporocadaceae. The record is from RefSeq and is a predicted model, not a curated record.
AUGCCGUCCGUCAAGAACCCCAACGGUCCCUCCAAAAACCGCCUCAACGCUCGCCGAGCCUCCGCCCGCAAGAGGACCCAGAAAGCAGCCACUACUCCCGCCGACAGAAUCGAGAAGGCCGACAGGACCCGCGGUGCUGGCGGUGGCCUACUCCCGACCAGUGGUCCUCGCCGUGCGCUUAGUGCCAAGAAGCAGAGGAAGGUGGAUCGCAAGCUCAACUACGCGAUAAAGAGGAAGCAAGAGGCCGAGGGAGAGGUCGAGAUGAAGGAUGCUGCCGAGGGCCAGUCCGAGAAGAAGGCCGCUGCCGGUGACGUCGAUAUGGACGACGAGAACAUUGCUUGA